Penicillium roqueforti is the source of this 1641-nucleotide messenger RNA. Its product is annotated as MFS transporter. Bases 1 to 1641 code for a protein of 546 amino acids. The record is from RefSeq and is a predicted model, not a curated record. The transcript has 8 exons. NCBI's taxonomy places the organism in Eukaryota, Fungi, Ascomycota, Eurotiomycetes, Eurotiales, Aspergillaceae. Gene Ontology annotation, biological process: xenobiotic detoxification by transmembrane export across the plasma membrane. Gene Ontology annotation, molecular function: fluconazole transmembrane transporter activity.
AUGGAUACAGUGCGCGAGUCACCUCUGGGACAGCUUUUACGAGAAAUCACCGGUAAUAGGAUUCUACUUUAUCCGGAAGAAAAGCCGGGAUUUGUUCCAUCGAAGUCGGCAGAGACAAAAUACCAGAUUGAGUCCAAACAAAGUCUCGACGGCAACUCUAUUAUAACCCCAGCACUGACUUCAGACUUCCCCCCGGAUGUAAAUUCGGAUGGAGCACACACGCGAGAUGAGACAAAGAAUAUAGUCGAUUGGUACGGACCAGACGAUCCAGCAAACCCGAGAAAUUGGUCGUUAUGGAAGAAGAGAUUUGUUACCUUUCAGAUAUGUUUGUACACGUUCGCCAUCUAUUCUGGCUCCUCAAUCUACGUUCCAGCUGAACCCCAGAUAAUGGAACACUUCCAAGUCAGUCAAACGAAGGCUUCAUUGGGUUUGGCAUUAUAUGUAUUAGGCUAUGGCCUUGGUCCGUUGCUCUUCUCGCCCUUAAGUGAGGUUCCAUUGUAUGGUCGCAAUAUCCCAUAUAUUACCUCCUUAAUCAUCUUUGUCAUGCUGUGUGUUCCUACCGCUUUGGUGGACAACUACACCGGACUUAUGGUUCUUCGACUUCUCCAGGGCUUUUUCGGAAGCCCUUGUCUGGCAAGUGGUGGUGCCUCGAUGACAGAUAUGUAUUCGGAUAUCUACCUACCGCUAGGAUUGACCAGCUGGGUUGCUGCUGCGUACGGUGGACCAGCUCUUGGUCCGGUUUUGUCGGUCUUUUCAAUCGCUAAAAAAGGUUGGCGGUGGGCGAUGUGGGAAAUUCUUUGGCUGAGUGCACCCAUCCUUGUUCUUAUGACCGUCUGUCUUCCAGAGACAUCGACCGAUAAUAUCCUCCUCCGUCGCGCACGGCGACUACGCAAAGUUACUGGGAACUCGAACCUUUUCUCGCGGUCUGAGAUUGUGCAGAACAGCCAAUCAUUUUGCGACAUGCUCCUUGAUUGCCUGAUAAAACCCGUCGAGAUAAUGGUCAAAGACCCAGCCGUGCUAUUCGCCAAUUUCUAUACAUCCCUCAUUUAUGGAAUCUAUUACUCCUUCUUUGAAGCGUUUCCGUUGGUUUAUCCGGCCAAAUAUGGGUUUGAUGCUACGGAUGUUGCGCUAAUCUUUAUCUCGAUUAUUAUCGGCUGUGGGCUUGCAAUUGUUGUCUAUAUUGUUUAUCUUCAUACCCGUCUCAUGCCAGAUCUAAAAGCCAACGGCCAACGUGCACACGAGCAUCGCCUGGCCCCUGCUCUAUUCGCUUCUUUCGGGCCACCGGCCGGACUUUUUAUUUUCGCCUGGACUACCAACGGAACUAUCCAUUGGGCUGUGAGCGCCUUCGGUAUUGUCCUAUAUGCAGGAUCUAUCUUCAUUAUAUUGCAAUGUGUAUCUGUAUACCUGCCGCUUGCGUACCCGAAGUAUGCAGCUUCUCUGUUUGCCGGAAAUGAUAUCUCACGAUCUGGUGUUGCGUUUGCGUUCAUCCUCUUCUCUCGAUUCAUGUUCAUUGACCUUGGAAUUGAGAAGGGGGUGACUCUGUUAGCUGGAUUGAGUAUCUUAGGGAUUAUUGGCAUGUUUAUUCUCUACUUUUCCGGUGCAAAUCUCCGUGCUAGAUCUAGCUUUGCAGAGCAUAGCUGA